AUGCUUCCAUACAACCAGAAAAUAAGGAGUAAAAGGUUCUUAUAGGUCUGCGAGCUAGCAAGCCGGGCUGCAGGUAUGCAUACCCGCCCCCGCAAUCUCUGACGUAAGUGGACUGGAAAGGACUGCAAUACAUAAAAGUCUCCUGUUCAAAUAUACUUAUAAACCCACCGUGGUUUAUAUUACUACCAUUACAUCUAUGUGCUAAGAUGACAACCGAGAGAUCCAACUUGACAACGAGGAUCCUGCCCCAGAUAACUUUGGGGGACGGAUCCCCGGGCUCGCUAACAGCCCCGCCGCCACCUCUAUCCCAAAUCCCGGCGACAUCUCGGGCUGAGGAGCGGUUCCGUGUAACCGGAAACGCCGUCGUGACGGGCGGGGCCGGCGAUCUCGGCUUCGCGACGAGUCGAGCUCUUCUCGAGCAUGGCGUGGAAGGGCUCAUGAUAUUCGACAUGAACCCGACGGAAGCGCAAGCCAAGAUUGACCUGCUGAGCUCUGAAUUUCCCGAUGCCAAAGUUCGGUUCUUAAAAGUUGACAUCACGGACGAGGUUGGUGUAGAUGCAGCCGUUAGUGAAACUAUCAAGCAAUUCGGAAGCAUCGGUGCCCUGGUGAAUUUGGCUGGGAUGGUAGCCUGUGGGCAUGCUCUGGAUUGGUCGGCAGAGGACUGGAAUAGAGUAGUAAACGUUAAUACAAUUGGUGGAUUCCUUGUUGCUCGCGCAGUUGCUCGGAGCAUGAUAGAACGCGGAAUUGGUGGAAAUAUGACAUUUAUAGCGAGUGUAUCAGCACAUAGUGUCAAUUUUCCUCAGCCGCAAGUGUCUUAUAACGUCUCAAAAGCUGGAGUGGUGGCUAUGGUAAAGUCUUUGGCUGGGGAAUGGGCAAGAUAUGGUAUCCGAGUAAACAGUAUUUCUCCAGGAUAUAUGGAUACCAUCUUGAAUGAAGGGGAAGGCCUAGACGAGGCAAGAAAGCUGUGGCUUAGUCGGAAUCCAUUGGGAAGGAUGGGCCAACCCGAUGAACUGACCGGGGCUGUUGUGAUGCUCGCAAGCCGCGCGGGAACCUACUUCAACGGCUCAGAUCUGCUGAUGGACGGGGGCCAGACGCUCUUCAUGUAAUGACUGUUGCCGGUCAUCCGUUCAAGUGUG
Daldinia caldariorum is the source of this 1136-nucleotide messenger RNA. Its product is annotated as oxidoreductase. Lineage: Eukaryota; Fungi; Ascomycota; Sordariomycetes; Xylariales; Hypoxylaceae. The transcript has 2 exons. The coding region runs from base 207 to 1106 and encodes 299 amino acids. The record is from RefSeq and is a predicted model, not a curated record. Gene Ontology annotation, molecular function: oxidoreductase activity, acting on the CH-OH group of donors, NAD or NADP as acceptor.